Alternaria rosae is the source of this 1008-nucleotide messenger RNA. RefSeq lists its product as uncharacterized. The transcript has 2 exons. NCBI's taxonomy places the organism in Eukaryota, Fungi, Ascomycota, Dothideomycetes, Pleosporales, Pleosporaceae. The record is from RefSeq and is a predicted model, not a curated record. The coding region runs from base 102 to 845 and encodes 247 amino acids.
ACAAUUGGUAUCAAACUGAAAUUGUAGCUAGUUGUAUUAUCAGCAACCCAAGGUUGGCCAGGGUCGUGAACCUCGCAGCGCCCAACUUGCCUUAGCAUGAGAUGGCAUCUCCCUCAGUCUCGUCGCGAACGACUAACGGUAUCCUAAUUCUAUGGGGAACCAUCGACCCUACUACAGUGGACUCGGAUGCAUUGAACGAUUGUGGACCAACGAGCACCUGCCUGAGCGUCGAUGGCCUGGAUAACUAUCUAGCCUUGUACGAGACUUCAAGCGUCCAAGAUCUCGCAUCUACCGAGUACCUGUAUGCGCUGAACCACCCGACGAAGAGGACAAUCCAGUUCAUGCCAUAUCUAGCGCAGAUGAGUCGCUUUGCAUGCGAGAGGAUCUGGUCGAAAUCCUCAUCGGUCUCGAAACCUGAUCAUGCGACCGAUACGAACGGAUGGCUGCUCAUGCUGGUUUUUGAGGUCGCUAACGCUACCGAUGAUCCAAUACGCCUUGUUGAGCACUGCCUUAGGCGCAAAGAACAUGGCGCGUUAGCAGAAACAACGCAUACUCAAAUUGCAAAAGUAAACACAAGUAUUACAAGAGCAGGAACCACGAGCAAGUCUUACGACGAUGUUCAAUUCGACGAUUCGAGCGGUGGCGAUGGCACAAAGCCGACUGACACUUUCAUCGCAUUAUUCGAGUUUGAGCGCAUUGCUGACAGCCCAGGAUCCGUCCAGUCCCCAAGCAGCGAAUGGCCUGCAUUCCUCACCACCAUAUCGACAACCGCCGGGCUACAUAUUCGAUACAUCAACACCUACACACUCCUAGCCUCGCUCGCCACAAACCAGAUCGCGUGCUGACAGCUUGACACGACGUCCGCCUACGCCAUGCUGGCCGCCUAAACUACGCGACACGCUUGCGGUAUCGCGCGCCCCAGUUCCAGGCACCCGGCCCAAUCGCGCACCACCUCCCAACAAGGGGCGCGAGAGUGGAGUAUGGGAAGAUGCCAAAUUUGGGAUUCUG